AUGAGCUGCGCAGACGACCUCACAGUAGACGACCUCAAUAACAACGUCACUACAGAAGUCCUCGAGCGCGUGUCGGCCGGCGAGGGCAGCAACGCCAACCUCUGGGGCUGGAUAGACCGGGACAAUGUCGUGGGCGUCAACCUCGUCGAGGCCGAGAGCGGGCCGAAAGUGAUCAAGGUCUGGGACGAGCGGCUGGACGAGGACACAUUCAUCGAGAGCGGCGUCGACGACGAGCUCAUCCUGCACAUCCCCUUCAUCACGUCGGUACGCCUCCGCACGCUGCUCCUGUACCUCCCGUCCCCGUCCCACCCGCACCGUCCUGGACGCCUGAGGGUGUUUGUCAACCUCCCCAACCCGCCAGACUUCACCGACGUCGACGCCAUGAACCCCGUCAUGGACAUUGACGUCAGUGCGCCGGCCGUGCAGCGGCGCGACAUCGGCGGUAGGCGCGAGGUGGACGAGUGGGGGCUCAAGGUACAAAAGAUGGCGAGCGUGUUUAGCGUCACGCUGUUGUUUAGCGACGCCGAGACAAGUGCCCGGUCCAAGGUCUUCUUCGUCGGCUUCAAGGGCGACGCCAAGCAGCUGAGCAUGGACAUGUCCAAGCUCGGCCAGGUGCCUGCCCAGAAUGCAGCGGACAAGCCCGUCGAUGGCGUAAAGGAGAAGCAGAGCUCGGGAUACACCACCAUCCGAUAG
Messenger RNA from Apiotrichum porosum, 693 nucleotides. RefSeq lists its product as uncharacterized. Bases 1 to 693 code for a protein of 230 amino acids. Gene Ontology annotation, cellular component: nucleus. The transcript is spliced from 4 exons. The record is from RefSeq and is a predicted model, not a curated record. NCBI's taxonomy places the organism in Eukaryota, Fungi, Basidiomycota, Tremellomycetes, Trichosporonales, Trichosporonaceae.